AGAAGAAGAGUGGAAUUGUAGUAAAAGUGAGGUUGUAUUGUACUGUUUAAAAUUUAAAUUUGAAUUUUUGCACGUAAUUUACUUUAUUAUAAGUUAUAAGCGAUUAUAAGUUUAAUUUUCAGUCAUGUCUGCAGAAAAUUUAGAACUAAAAACUGAUACAGGAAGCCUUGUUAUGAAAGAACAUUUCCUUUCUACAGAAAGAUCAGAAAUAAAAAAUGCAGACGAAGAUACAGAUUCAGUUUUCAAAAAAAUAAAAGAAUUGAGUGUAUCUAUAUUGGACUCUAUUACAAAAGAUCACAUAGAAAACUUUACCUUUUUUAAUAAACGACAUUAUGAAGACUAUUAUUUUGUAAAUUGUAAUAAACAGGGACACAAUGAUGAUAUGUGUAUAAGAGUACAUACUAACAAAUUAUUACUUUUGAGUCUAGCAAAUGGAAAUGAUAUAAUAAAAACUGGUAAAAAUAUUACAGAAAUAGACUUUAUAAUCAAUAAAGGCGAUAGAUCUAAAAUAAAAGUACAAGGAAAAAGAAAAUUAGGAGCAAGGCAACUACAUCCUGAAACCGUUGUAUGUAAAGUAAAACUUGAAGGCGAAGAGGAACUGCGAAAUGUAAGAGCCGGCAUAACUGGGUACUUAAUAGAAAUCAAUGAACUGAUUAAGAAGAAUCCUAACUUACUAAAAACUGAUCCAAAAUGUGAUGGUUUCUUAGCAAUUGUGAUGCCAAAAGGCCCGCUCCGAGAUACAGAAAUAUUAGUUAAUAAUAACCACUUAAUUAAGGAAGAAAAAUAUUUCGAAUUGUUGCAAAAUUUAGAAUUGAACAAAUGAUUAAAUAUUGGUAAUAAAUAUUGCUUCGUUU
Messenger RNA from Psylliodes chrysocephalus, 854 nucleotides. The record is from the annotation of a GenBank genome assembly. NCBI's taxonomy places the organism in Eukaryota, Metazoa, Arthropoda, Insecta, Coleoptera, Chrysomelidae.